Molecule: messenger RNA, 2507 nt
Organism: Daphnia carinata
Lineage: Eukaryota; Metazoa; Arthropoda; Branchiopoda; Diplostraca; Daphniidae
Gene: Ndf
Product: cytokine-like nuclear factor N-PAC
Exons: 12
Coding region: 114-1655 (513 amino acids)
Molecular function (GO): NADP binding; NAD binding; oxidoreductase activity, acting on the CH-OH group of donors, NAD or NADP as acceptor
Source: RefSeq, a predicted model, not a curated record
CGCUCGAUAAAUUUUGUAAUUUUGGCGUCUCCUUGUUGUGUGUGCCGCUCACACAUCUGCGUGUAGUCAGUUGAAAACUUUACGCCUCGUCCGGUUAAAAAACUUGCUUCAGCAUGUCGGAAACAGCAUUAAAAUUAGGCGAUUUAGUGUGGGCCAAGAUGAAAGGAUUCUCACCCUGGCCGGGAAAGAUUGCCAACCCUCCUAAGGACUUGAAACGUAUUUCCAAACCGUCAGGAAAAACUGCAUCUUGUGUAUUUUUUUUUGGAACAGACAACUUUGCCUGGAUUGAAGAUUUCAACAUAAAACCAUACCAUGAAUAUAAAGAACAGUUUACCAAAGCGUGCAAGAGCCGUGCCUUUUUAGAUGCCUGCCAAGCAAUUGAAAAACACAUUGUUAACCCACCUAAGGAAGAAGAACAGGUGCAAGCUGUUACCGAUGAUGGAAAGAGUGAUGAAGACUUUGACAAACUGAAAGAUGAAGUCAAAGAAAAAGACAGCCCCAAAAAAGUCAAAAGAGAAGUGAAGCGCACACCAAAGGAACGAAAACGGCGGACAUCAGACGAGUCGGGGAGUGAUUCCGGGCCCACCCCCAGCCGGAAAAAACCACGCAGCAACACAACCAUCGAUAACUCAAGUGACACUUCUGUUAUGACCAACCAUACCUCUCCUCGCAAAAGCGGAUUGGUUUCUAGAAUACUUGACCAACCUGCUACAAUUCAAAGACCGGACACUCCACCACUUGAUGUUGAAAGAGUGACUCAGACACUGAAAGAGAAAAACGUUCAACCGUCCACGCUCAAGUUUGGCUUCCUUGGCCUGGGCAUUAUGGGCUCGGGUAUGGUCAAGAACCUCCUCAACUCGGGUCAUAAAGUUAUCGUCUGGAACCGCACAACAGAAAAGUGUCAAGAUUUUGUCAAAGCUGGCGCGGAGGAGGCACUGACUCCAUCGGAUGUGAUAUCGGCGGCUGAUAUUACGUUUUCGUGCGUUUCGGACCCUCAAGUAGCCAAAGACAUGGUAUUUGGCAAUUGUGGCGUUCUCCAAGAAAUGUCAGCUGACAAGGGGUUUGUUGAGAUGACAGGCAUCGACGCCGAAACAUCGCAAGACAUUGCGGAGGCUAUUACCGGUAAAGGAGGUCGUUAUCUGGAGGCGCAAAUUCAAGGCAGUAAAGUUCAAGCUGAAGAAGGAAUGCUGGUCAUCCUAGCUGCUGGAGAUAGGAGCCUUUUCGAUGAUUGCCAAUCUUGCUUUCAGGCCAUGGGCAAAAAUUCCUUUUUCCUCGGCGAAGUAGGAAGCGCGUCAAAGAUGAACCUAGUCUUGCAAUUGAUGAUGGGUGUAGCCGUAGCUGGUGUUGCUGAAGGAAUGGCACUUGCUGAUCGAGCUGGUCUACAACAACGCGAUGUCCUAGAGAUCUUUGAGCUUACCACCUUGUCGUGUCCGUUGUUGCUUGAAAAGGGAAAAGCCAUUCUCGAGGGAGCCUUCCCCACCAACCUGCCGCUGCAGCACAUGCAGAAGGACUUGAAAUUGUCGCUGUCUAUGGGAGACCAACUUGAGCAGCCUUUGCCCGUCUCGGCCGCUGCCAACGAAGUCUAUAAACACGCUAAGCGUCUGGGCUACGCCGAUCACGACGUUUCAGCUGUCUAUAUUCGGGCCCGGUUUUAAAAAACAACAAUCGACUACAACAUGCCAGCCCACACAGCACACCAGCGUUUACUGCAUCGCUUCAUGCCUCAUACAAACCUCAUAUUUUUUUUCCACUAAAAAAAAACAAAGCAAAAAAGAAAAAAAAUCGAUCGCGAUGAUUUUUUUUUUAAUUCUCCAUAUUUUUGUUCGUUGAAAAGAAUUAACAAUUGAAGCCAAUUCCAACAAAGGAAUUUUCCAUUUAGAAAAUUUUCCUAACUAAAUCGUCUGUUCUUUGUAGCAGUGGUUUUGCCAAGUGGAACCUGGUUCCUUUCCCGCCCGUCAAAUCCUCGUUUAGAUUAUUAUAUCGCCCGUGCAAACUAAACAACAAAUCUUAAUAGUGUGAGAGAAAGGGACUCGCAGAAUGUCAUCUGUUUUAGUCUGCGUGAAUCUUGGUCUCCCAUUCAUCUUAACUUCCUUUUUUAUAAUGGAAAACGUGAGCAAUGCUAUUUCCGAUUCACCUUGGAAUUCGGUGUUCAACAUAUUUUGCUCGACCUACCCAACACUUUUUUCUUAACGAUGGAAUUGAAAUUGUUUUCUCUGUUACCAUGCCUGGACGUCGUUGACUGUCGCUGAGAACCUUUUUUUCGGUCCGACAAUUGUAGUGACAUAAAUUUAGCUGGUAUUUUUUUUUUUUAUGAAAAAAAAACAUUUCUUCACUUUUGGUUCUUCAUUUUCUCUGUUUGCAUUACGAGUUAUUGGUUUGAUCCUUCUUACUUUGACCUCCUUUUUGUCCUAAUGAAUGAAAAGUGUUGAGCUGUCAUUGACGGUAAUAACCAAAGCUCUUUUUUUGUUUCUUUGAAAUGGCAAAUACACUUUUACUGUAAUACAGAA